AGAAAUAAAGAGCCAUUUCCUGAUCACAGCCAGGUCCAGUGAAGAAUCAAACCCUUCAGUGCACCAGGUUUAUAAAGUAAUCUCCCGCCGAAACCGAAACAAAGCGCAAAGUUGAUUGAUCGCGGAAGUUUUCUCGACUUGAUCAGACUAGAGACCUGGUGAAAUCAGAAGCGCGAUGGCAGCAGCAGCCCGUGACGGCGGAGACACAUGAGAGCCUCGAGACUUCUCUUUCACCAUUUCUGGAAUGGACGCGGUUAAGCCUCAUCAACGCGGCUCUCGCCAGACCACCGACUCGAACUAGACCAAAAACGCGUUUUUAAGGUUGAUUUUCUUUUCGGUCGGACCGUUGUUGAAGUGUUCUGUGAGAAACAUGUAACAUGCGUUGGACGCCGCUGGACCAUGUCCACAUUUCCAAGCCCUGACUGGUGCGCUCAAGAGUCCCUCUUCAUCCCAUGGUCAAUGUGUGUGAACAGGCCUGCUGUCUGUGUGGCUGUAAUGCUGCUGCUCGCGGUGGCCCACGGUAAACGUGCAUGUGAUUAUUCUGUGAUCAUCAGCACCUACAGGGCCGUCAUCCUGGUCGAGCUCCAAAACCUGAAUCUGACUGGUUCAUUUGACAUAUCUAAAGAAAAGGACCACUGUUCUUCUGAGAAGGUUCACCGUAUCCUGCGAGACAUCUAUAAUAUGACCCAAAUCUUCAGAUGCUUGAGUGAAAGCAAGAGGCAGCAGCGGGACAGAGUGGACAGAGGCGGGGACAUGGCGAAGGUGGUGGGACAGAUGGCACAGCUCAUCCGAAAAAACUGCUGCAGGCCCCAAAGCUUGGCAAAUAGAUGCAAGAAAGUGUCUUGCGAGCCGGGGAAGAAGCGUAAAGGAAAACAGCAGUGGAGAAUGAAAAUGAUGGGAAGACUCAUAAACUGCUGGCAGCGGCUGCUGAGUGUGGCGGCGUAUUAAAUCACAGUUCAGCUCCACACAACAUUAUUUAAAACAGUAUGCACAUUCAUUUUCCCUUUAUCAUUAUUUAUUCACUUUCACUUAAAGAAAAAAGAACACCAAGUGUUUUGUAUAAUACUCCUUCAGUGAAAUGAUAAACUGAGAUUGUGUCAAGCUCAUAAGAAAUCGUAUGAUUAUCUUUCUUCUGGUUGUUUUAUAUGUUUUAUUUGAUAGCUCUAUAUAUGGUUUAUGCAUAGCAAGUUCAAAAGAUAUUCAUGUUAAACAGUUACACUCACAUCUGGUGCUGCAAAUUGAGCCAAAAUUACAGCUGUAAUCAUUUAACGCUGACUACGUUAUUCAUGUUCUCAUGGGUCUACGACAACUAACACUAUACACAGUAACUUAUCUCAUGUUAUUUCAAUGGAUUCAUCUGUUAAAACGUGUUGGGUAGAAGAAGGUGUUUAUUUGUCUGAAUUACAGUGUUUGAAGUUUUAUUGGAUAGUGUAAUGUUUUGGAAACUGUCAGGCAUUUCAUCAUAUCAAUACUUCCAAUAUUCAGAAACUCAUUAUGGACAUCACUAUAUCCAUAAUUUUGCUGCUUUGGUGCUGCUGAUUUAUGUGUUGUUUUGUUGAUUCUUUCCAUUAGUCCACUUUUACUGUAUGUAGGUUUAAAAAUAAAUACAUGAAUAAAAGCUUUUUUAAAAGAUUUUUCAUU
Molecule: messenger RNA, 1641 nt
Organism: Rhinichthys klamathensis goyatoka
Lineage: Eukaryota; Metazoa; Chordata; Actinopteri; Cypriniformes; Leuciscidae
Exons: 5
Coding region: 400-948 (182 amino acids)
Source: RefSeq, a predicted model, not a curated record